Biomphalaria glabrata is the source of this 1739-nucleotide messenger RNA. Its product is annotated as ataxin-3-like. The coding region runs from base 55 to 1068 and encodes 337 amino acids. NCBI's taxonomy places the organism in Eukaryota, Metazoa, Mollusca, Gastropoda, Planorbidae. Gene Ontology annotation, biological process: protein deubiquitination. Gene Ontology annotation, cellular component: nucleus. The transcript is spliced from 7 exons. Gene Ontology annotation, molecular function: cysteine-type deubiquitinase activity. The record is from RefSeq and is a predicted model, not a curated record.
GCAACGAGCAGUUAAAAACUGAAGAUUACUUUUUUUUUUAUUUUUCUAUUCAAAAUGGAGUCUAUUUUUCACGAAAAGCAAGAAGGAUCACUUUGUGCUCAACAUUGCCUGAAUGCUUUAUUACAAAAUCAGUAUUUCAGCGCUGUAGACUUAGCACAAAUAGGUGAACGACUGGAUGAAAGAGAGAGGGAUAGAAUGGCAGAAGGUGGUGUUGGGACACAUGAUUAUCAAAGAUUUAUUCAAGAACCUUCUAGUAAUUUUGAUGACAGUGGAUUUUUCUCAGUGCAAGUUAUUACAGAAGCCUUAUCAGUUUGGGGACUAGAUGUUGUUCUGUUUAAUAGUCAGGACCCUGUGGCUGUUCAAGCAAGACGAGAUCCAACGCAGAUGUCAGCUUUUAUUUGCAAUUACCUGCAGCAUUGGUUUUGUGUACGCAAACUGGGCAACCAAUGGUUUAACUUAAACAGCUUACUUUCUGGUCCAGAGUUGAUCUCAGAUACUUACUUAUCUUUAUUUCUCAAACAGUUAGUGGAAGAAGGAUAUUCUAUAUUUAUAGUUGUUGGAAAUUUACCAGAUUGUGAAGCAGAUCAACUAUUGAGACUAGUACCAGCUGUACAACCUGUCAAGCCUCGUCUUCUUAAUGAGAAAGAGACAGAAACUGUGGAUGGUGGGGGAGAGGAGGAUAGAGCACUGAAGGAAGCUCUGAGAAUCAGUAAAGAGCUGAAUGAUAAUGAUGAUACAGCAUUACAGAAAGCUUUGCAAUUAAGCAUGGAAGGUUAUGCCCAAAGCUGUUCUUCUUCUCAAUUAAAGCCAUCCCUUGAAACCAAAAUCACUGAGACUCAGUCAUCAAGUAAAGAACAUCAGAUGUUGUCUCCUGAUGAAUUGCGCCUUAAGCGUCUUUCAUUUCUCAGUAAAUCAACUAGCCCUAAAGAAGUCAGUGUAGGUGAUGAAUCAAAUUCUAAAUCGAGCACAGAAAACACAGCCUCGGAUACUGGGCAGAAUGAUUAUUCUGACCUAACAGAAGAGGAACUUUUAAAGCAAGCCAUAGCAAUGUCCAUGGAGCACAGCUAAUGAUGAAAUGGUUCUAGUUUGGCUUCCACAACUGUGAUAGCAGUAAAUAGAGAUCAUGUACUCCUAAAUUCAUUCUUUCAGCCAAUACAUUGAUGUUGAUCAAGUAGAUCUUGUAUUAUAUCUUACUUGAAUCAUUCAGACAAUUACUGAAUGAUGGUCAAGAAAUACUACAUUAUAGUUUAGGUCAUUGCUCACAUUGUGAUUGCAUGUUGGCCAAAACAUUUUCGCUUGUUACAUUACUCAUUCAACUAAUAAGGAUAUGUUCACAAAAUGGAUCCUAUAUUAUUUGUUAGGAUCCUAUAUUAUUUGUUACAUAAAUCUCUGAGUAUUUUUAUCAUAUGAUUUAUUGCUUAAAAAACAAUACAUUUCAAAAUGAUAUAGUUCACUUAUGGAAACACUUUGAACACAACUGUUAGCUAUUACAUUCUCAUUCUUUUGUAAAUCUAUCAAUGUCAUUGUUGUUGUUGUUAUUUUUUUUUUGGGGUGGAGGGGGGUUGUUACCAGUAUUCUAAAAUAGAAGCCUUGCCAUGCUGUGUGUUCAAAACAGCUAGUGCAAAUCUACAAUCAUGUGUGAUGCUAAAAAAAAAAAACUAAAACAAAUGUAAAGUUUUUCUUUUGUAUUUAUUGAAUGAAUCUUACAUGAAACAAAAAGGCAAUGGAUUCAAAUGUUA